Poecilia reticulata (guppy) is the source of this 2372-nucleotide messenger RNA. It is a transcript of the gene pkdccb, whose product is annotated as protein kinase domain containing, cytoplasmic b. The record is from RefSeq and is a predicted model, not a curated record. Lineage: Eukaryota; Metazoa; Chordata; Actinopteri; Cyprinodontiformes; Poeciliidae. Gene Ontology annotation, cellular component: extracellular region. Gene Ontology annotation, molecular function: non-membrane spanning protein tyrosine kinase activity. Gene Ontology annotation, biological process: skeletal system development; peptidyl-tyrosine phosphorylation.
UUAAAAUCUCAGACGUAUCCUGGUUUUUUCUACAAACUUUUUUAGAUUAAUCUCAAAGUAUCUCAGUAGUUGUGGCAGAAAAUGUCUCUCUUCUUAUCUACGAUGACCCUAAUACGCCGCCGUAGAUCCUUAUCAAAGCUUAAAACGGGACUUUUACUCGAGCCAACAUGAGGUCGAGCCUCCUGCAAAGCAGUCUGACCCGCGGGUGUAAAGUUACGAGCGCCCUCCGCGUAGGACACACCUCCAGAGGGAGUUUCCUGGGAGCCGAGCAGGAGCCUCCUGCUGCUGCUGCAGAAAGCUCCGACUCGGAGAGGUCGCUCUGCAGGUCCGCAGUUCCUGCAGCUCCGGACGGGAAAGCGCCCGGGAUGGGCCACUCUUUACGCGCGGCUGCCCUCCUGGCCUUCGUGGUCCUGUCUGUCCUGGUGUCGCUGCUCAUUACGAGCCUGAAGCAGUUUGGAUCUGGAUCAACGCGCUUUUUCAACGCCACCAAUCCGGAGGAGCUGCGCAGGGGGCUGGAUGACCAACUCCGGGAGAGACGGAAAGAAAUCCUCCCGCUGCUCCUGCCUCUUGCUGAUGGUGAUGAGAAAAACGGAGUUUUGGGAGAAGCUCAGCACUCCUCCGACUCAGCUUUGGAUCUCAGUUUGUGGAAUGAGGUCACGCUUGGCACCGGGAAGGCGCACCGGGAUCAGAUGGGCUGCGAGUCCUUAGUGGACGUGCGGGCGGUGGAGGUGCUUGGGUCGGGAUACACCAAGCUGGUGGUGAAGGCGAAUGUGGCCGGAGGUCAGGCCGUGGCGCUGAAGAUGGUCAACGAGCAAGGCGUCGACAUGAGAAAGUGCUUGAAGGAGUUUAAGGACGCGCAGGGCUGCCGGGAGCUGGUCUCCUACAAGCUGCGGAAAGAAAUGCUGCUGCUGCAGAGACUGCGCCAUCCCAACGUCAUCAAGCUGAAGGGCCACUGUUCAGGAGCCCAUGGAGGAGGAGGAGCAGGAGGAGGAGGAGGAGUGGAGAGAGGAAGAGUGGCUGUCAUUCUGGAGCAGGGGGCUCCUCUCCAGAUGAUCCAGUUGCUCCAGACUCCCUGGGAGGACAGAUUCAGGGUGUGUCUGGAUCUGGUCCGGCUGCUGCACUUCCUGUCCCGCUCUCCGCUGGGCUCCGUGGGGCUGCUGGACUUCCAGCCGCGGCAGUUCGUCACCGUCUCCGGCCAGCUGAAGCUCACCGACCUGGACGACGUCAGCGCCGGGGAGCUCGCCUGCCGGACGCACGCCGACUGCACGCUCAAGUUCCCGCACAGGAACUUCACCGUGCUCUGCUCGACGCGGGGCGUGUGCGACGGCCUGAACGAGAAGAGGAACAUUUACAACGCCUACAGGUUUUUUUUCACCUACCUGCUGCCUCACCAGGCCCCGCCCGGCCUCACACACCUGGUCGACCACAUCAUGAACACCACAGGGGAGCUGAAAGCCGACAUCAAUCAGACUCUGCAGGCCUUUGAACACAUCCUCCUCCUGUACAAAUCGGGCCUCCACCUGGACAACCUGCACCCUUCGGCCCUGAGAGAUUACACUGUGAUGCGAGACAUGAGCACCUCUGGGAACGGGGAGUACCGCUGCUGGCCAUCCUACAGCCAGCAGGGCUGCGUUUUGUCCGUCCACAGCGCCAGAGAGGCUGCGCACAUCUGCAACUCCCACUCUCAGUGCAGCAGCUUCACUCUGACCGGGCAGAAGACGUGGACGGGCCACCACCUCGCUUCGUUCAGGAGCAGCUUCGGCCUCCUGGUGCCCGACUCCGCCUCGGAGGUCUACGUGAAGAAAAGCAGAGUUCCCCAGCCGCCGCUGCUGCCGCCGCCGCCGUCGUCUUGACCUGCUGCCGCAGCGGUCAGCGCUAACUUGAAGUGAGAGCUGAAACACGGCUGGUUGAUGGGAAGCGAAGCGGGAGCGCUGCGUUUAUGCGGAGAACUGAAGUCUCUCUGUGAACAUGCUGACCGCAGCUCGGCCCGGCUGCAUGAGGAGCGGGAGGCUGUUUGAAGUGAAUGUGUUGUAUUUAUAAGGCUUCUGCUCAGCCACUGUUUGAUCCGCCUGCCAGCUCGCUGCCUCUGCCAGCUACUAUUUAAAGGGAUUUCCCUUUAGGUACAAUUAAGGAGGGAGAGCCUUGUGCCCUCACUUAUUUUGUUUUUUCCUUUAUUUGCCAUGUGUCUCGACUUUCGCCAGAGUUUAAAAGCGGACCUCGGAGUUCGGCGUUUGACGAGAAGCGAAAACAAGUUCAGAGAGAAGCGGACUUUGAUGAAGGGCGCUGAGGUCGGGGUUGUGUUUUCAUGGUUGUCUGGAUUAAGCUGCAGCCAUGUGAGCUGGGACACAGAUAAUUAAAACCAUUCCACAGAA